This is a messenger RNA of Symbiodinium necroappetens, 444 nucleotides long. NCBI's taxonomy places the organism in Eukaryota, Dinophyceae, Suessiales, Symbiodiniaceae. The record is from the annotation of a GenBank genome assembly.
GCCCCAGCACCAGGGCCUGCUCCCAGUCUUUCAGAGACUUCGCAAAGGAUUGAUGGAAGGGUGACUGAUCUUGACAAGAAGAUUGCCAAGUGUGAUGAGGACCUCAGGAGAUAUGUUGGUGGAAGAGCUUCAGCACAGCAAAAGCAGUUGGCUUUGCAGUGCAUGAAGAGGAAGAAGAUGUACGAGCAGCAGCGAGAUCAAAUCCUGGGAACGCAGUUCAAUGUCGACUCACUGGCCGGCGCGCAGGAGCAGGCGGAGAUCAACAUCAUGACAGUCGAAGCAAUGAAAGUGGGCCAUCAAGACCUGAAGGAACGAUACCAGCAAAUUGGUGGUGUCAUGGACAUUGAAAAGCUGAUGGACAACAUGGCAGAUCUUAACGACGAGAUUGCCGACAUCAACGAGGCCAUCUCCACGACGUAUGCGGUCCCGGACGGCUUCGAUGAG